This is a messenger RNA of Amphiprion ocellaris (clown anemonefish), 6505 nucleotides long. It is a transcript of the gene slc41a2b, whose product is annotated as solute carrier family 41 member 2b. Gene Ontology annotation, cellular component: plasma membrane. Gene Ontology annotation, biological process: monoatomic cation transport. The transcript is spliced from 11 exons. Gene Ontology annotation, molecular function: monoatomic cation transmembrane transporter activity. The coding region runs from base 254 to 1963 and encodes 569 amino acids. NCBI's taxonomy places the organism in Eukaryota, Metazoa, Chordata, Actinopteri, Pomacentridae. The record is from RefSeq and is a predicted model, not a curated record.
GAAGUGGUUCAUCCUCCCUUUAUAGACGAUCUGGACAGCCCUCCUAGCUGUGACGUGACUCUGUGGCUGCUGGCUGUCAGACAGGACUCACAUCUCUCCUCCUGGAUGGGGUUUUUUUCCGGACACGAAAGACACACGAGUCCCUGAGGCCAGUUUUUAACAUGGACGGCACACCUGAGUGUUUGUAAACCACUGUGACGCCACCCUCACACAGGAUGACAGGAGAUGAGACACUGCAGCACCAGACCACAUCAUGAGCAUCCAGAGUCUGGGAGGAGCUAUAGGGGAGUCCCUUGGCUCUAGCCUGACGGUGCGUAUGAGUGGAGCAGGUGGCGGGUGGAGUGCUCUCUCUCUGAAACCCGUUUCCUCUGGACGGAUCACCUCGAUGUUCCAGACCAUGGUCCCAACCGGUUAUACCAAGCUACAGGAGGAGCGGUUGGCCAUGGUGGACCUCGGAGCUAAACCUGAGGCUGCCUCGCUCCAGAAUGGCUACAGACAAGAAACAUCUCAUAUAGAAGGCAGACGGGUCCUGGACCGGGCCUCUCGGUCUUCUGUGUCUUUAUCUGACUGUGGAGAUGGAGGCUACUCUGAGACAGAGCCCAUGCUGGCUGAAAGGAGGCUCUCAGGAGAGGAGGCAGAUGGGGAGGAGGAGGAAGAUGAGGAGGAAGGACUGGGGUCUGAUGGGCAGAAUAUGCCCAAGGAGUCACCACUCGCUAUGGCUUUGCAGAUUUUGGUGCCUUUCCUUCUAGCUGGAUUUGGAACUGUGUCGGCUGGAAUGGUCCUGGAUAUUGUGCAGCACUGGGAGGCGUUUCAGUACAUCACGGAGAUCUUCAUCCUGGUACCUGCACUGCUCGGCCUGAAGGGGAACCUGGAGAUGACGCUGGCCUCAAGGCUGUCUACAGCGGUAAAUGUGGGCAAGAUGGAUUCUCCCAUAGAGAAGUGGAAUCUGAUCAUAGGCAACCUGGCACUAAAGCAGGUUCAGGCCACUGUGGUGGGUUUUCUGGCGGCUGUAGCGGCCGUGGUUCUUGGUUGGAUCCCGGAGGGAAAGUUUCAGAUGAGCCAUGCUGUGUUGCUCUGCUCCAGCAGCGUGGCCACGGCCUUCAUAGCCUCCCUGCUACAGGGUAUCAUCAUGGUGGGGGUAAUUGUGGGUUCAAAGAAGACGGGCAUCAACCCGGACAACGUAGCUACACCCAUUGCAGCCAGCUUUGGUGACCUCAUUACCUUGGCAAUCCUGGCCUGGAUAAGCCAGGGCCUCUACAAGUGCCUGGAUUCCUACCCGUAUGUGUCGUCCGUGGUUUGCGCCUUCUUCAUGUGUCUGACUCCUCUGUGGAUGGUCAUCUCCUCCAAGCACCCAGCCAGCCGCACCCUGCUCUAUUCCGGAUGGGAGCCAGUCAUCACCGCCAUGGUCAUCAGCAGCAUCGGAGGGCUCAUCCUGGACAAAACGGUGUCUGACCCAAAUCUGGCCGGCAUUGUAGUGUACACCCCAGUUAUCAACGGUAUUGGGGGUAACCUGGUGGCCAUCCAGUCCAGCAGGAUCUCCACCCACCUGCAUUUCCACUGUGCUCCUGGGGAGGUUCCUGACGAGGCCAAGGGCUGCUACUACCCCUGCCGUACAUUCUGUGGUACAGGAGCCAAUCAUCGCUCUGCUCAGGUGCUUCUGCUUUUAGUGAUCCCUGGUCACCUAAUUUUCCUUUACACCAUCCACCUGAUGAAGAGCGGCCACACCACGCUGACACCUAUCUUCAUGUCCGUCUACCUGGCUGCUGCUAUGCUGCAGGUGCUGCUGUUGCUGUGUAUAGCAGACUGGAUGGUUCACUCCAUGUGGCGGAGCGGCAAAGACCCAGACAGUUUCUCCAUCCCUUACCUGACAGCUCUAGGUGACCUGUUGGGCACUGCCCUGCUGGCACUCAGCUUCCACUUCCUGUGGCUCAUAGGAGACCAGGACAGCGAUGUGGGCGACUGAAAAGGCCUUUGACAAUAAUGUGGCAACGGUGACAGGAACCCUGCCGUCUGCCAUCCGACUUCUCACGCCCUUAAGCCUUGUGGGAAUGUGGGCACUCUCUGUCGCUGGCCAGCACAUUCCUCAGCUUCACAUACUGGAUGAAACUGAAACCACAUGAUGGUUUAGAAACUAUUUUCUGCUCAUGGCUUUUUUUCUACACACAAAGAACAUUAUGUUCCAUAAAUUUAGACUGUUCUCAGUAGCAAUUCUGAUCUGCAUCGUUUGCACCAAAGCACUUGGAUAUUAUAUUGCUGGUCUUGUUGAGAGGAGCAGGAAAACGGCAGCCACCACCCACAGCGCUGAUGAAACUGCUGCUGAUUGCAAGGUGGUCUACUUUGUAAGCCAAGCAUCAGUUGGAGGUCAUCUCUUUGAAAAUAUCUCUUGAUCUAGAACACGUUUUGGGGAUUUACCACCUAACGUUUCAUGAUAUUUGCUACCUGCCUUGUGUAGUAUGUCUCUGCAUCAUCAUCAGUGGAGGGACACAGACAGUAAGGAUGGAGGACCAGAGAACUGAGGUCUGGAGUCAUUGUGUUCCAGGUUAAGUCAUGAAGAUGCUGCCAAUACCAGCUUUAAAGGGAAUAACAUAGAUUUUUAGUGAUAAUACAAAAAGUCUGCUUUCCUUCCCAUGUUUAUAUUUGUGUUUUGUUGUUUCAUAUUUUGCGUUAUCCUGCAAUGUUCUCUAUACAUUUAAGGAACACUUUUCCUAGGCUGCAUCUAAGACAACAUGCAGGGGUGUCUCAUAUACAAUAUAUCUGUGUUUUUCAUUAUGUUUCUAACUUCAUCAGGGGCUCUCAGUGUUUUUGGAAAUGGGGACCAACAAGUAAAUUAAGUCGAGUUUUGCGAGCCAACUUUGUAAUGGUCUUUAAAUUGAGACAAAUCAUAAUUUUACUUGCAAGAUUCAGUUUACUAAAGAUUCUUGCACAGGAACAUGAAUGACAUAGACAAAGAUUAAAAUAGAUGGAAUUUGUCAGUUAGUUGAAAAAUAUUGCGUACACUGCAUGGUACUAAACUGUUGAUAAGUGAGCCUUUGCUAGGCCCCUCCCCUAAGAGGAAUUAACCAGUAAUAGCUUAGCAGGUGUUAGUUGGCACAGCAGCAUGGUGCAGUACUUGGUGUUUAAAAAGUUGAAUGGGGGUGUCUUCUUAAGAGAAGCCAUAAGAGCAGAUGAAUGAAACAGUCUCUGAUAACUAGCUUGCUCUCUACAAAAGUAAUUAAUUUAUCAAUUUAGCACAUUCAUCUGUGGAGUUGUAACUUGUGGGGCUGAAAGAAAAUCAUAUUGCAUUUAUUUUUUAUAGAUUUUGCGAUCUGAGUCACAAUUUUGAUGGUUAAUGGUCACUUUUGCACUUCUUUUCCAUUUAAACAAACAGAAAAAUGGUGAUAAGACUUCUGUUGCAGUUUGUAUCAAAGAAGCAUGUUCUCUUUGAUUUGGAAAAUCAGAUUUAAACUACCAUUACACCUCGAGAAUGACGUUAAGGGCUGUGAAAUGUAAGAAAAAGAAAACAAGGGUUUUUGAAAAUUCCGUCAGAAGCAAGGACAUGUCUUCUGAGGCAUUUUAAAGCUUUGGUCAUAAUAUCUACACUACCGUUCAAAGGUUCGGGGUCACUUAGAAAUGGCCUUAUUUUUGAAAGAAAAACUUUUUUUCAAUGAAGAUAACAUUAAAUGAAUGAUAAAUCCAGUCUAGACAUUGUUAAUGUGGUAAAUGACUAUUCUAGCUGGAAACAGCUGAUUUUUAAUGGAAUAUCUCCAUAGAGGUACAGAGGAACAUUUCCAGCAACCAUCACUCCUGUGUUCUAAUGCUACAUUGUGUUAGCUAAUGGUGCUGAAAGGCUAAUUGAUGAUUAGAAAACCUUUGUGCACUUAUUUUAGCGCAUGAAUAAAAGUGUGAGUCUUCAUGGGAAACAUGAGAUUGUCUGGGUGACCCCAAACUUUUGAACGGUAGUGUCUAUGUAGCAUCUUUGUAAGACUACUAGCCUUCAUUUCAAAUAGAAUGCUGUGCCGCAUUUUUCCUUUGUCAAAAAAGAUGCAGCUCCUGCGUAUGGAUAUUACACUUGAUCUUAUUACCACUUUAAUAAUAUUUCUAUAACUGUUCAACCCUAGUUUAGGUUAAAACUAGCAGCCCUGUUUUAACUCUUGUUUGUGCAUCGACAUGGAAAGACACCUGACACCCACAGAGGCAUAGUGGUAGCUAUUAUACUCUUCUAGUCUGCUGAGUCCACCUGAAAACUCUAUUGCAUUCAUGUGCAAUUUGUUGUAUCAAUGUAUUCUGCAGAUACACACUAAUUUUCCACAGAUUUUAGGCUGCACAUCCGUGGAUGGCUCUGCGUCGACUCUUAGGAACUUGGAGCGAUGAUGAAAUUUAUGUCAUGCGGACCGUUAUGGAAUGUAUAAGACAGGCCCUAUUCUUUACAUUAAAGCCAACAGCAUUACACUUACCAAACAUGUUGAUUAUCCCGCAUUGUGAAAUCAUUUUGUCUUUUAAAGUUAAAAAUAUAUAAACCGAGAGCCUGAUCUUACAUUCUCUUAUCGUACAAAUAACACUCAGGCCAAGUAGCUCUGUGAUGCAAUACGUGUAUCAGCUGGGCCAGGCAGGUUUAGUUUCAGUCUUUCAGCAGUGUAAUGUAUACAAGGUGGGCCAGAAGUAGGUUUACGUUCAGUAGGUAUGCUAAGUAGGUAUGAUAAAUUGCCUAGUGUGAAGGUGGGGAGUGUUAAAGUCUCCUUGCCAUGAUGUGUGCACCUGCUUGGCAUUUUCACACUUCCGAUACUGCUUUAGUAUCCACUUUCUUUGUUCUUGAUUUAAUUUGUUUGCAAUUGCUUACAUUCACUGUAAAAAUAAAUAAAUAAAUAAACAAACAACAUAAAAGUCAAAACCAAAAUUGUCAGAAAUAGCUUAAUAGCAUUUCCAAAACGUGAAUAAGGGAUGUGGAAUACUGAUUUGGAAUUAUGGUUGGGAUAAAUUAGAUCUAAAACGUGAAACAAAUAGUGAAACAACUGUAAGUCUACUUUUGGUCCACCCUGUAGCCAUGGAGUGCAUAUCGGAGACUUCUUGUUCAAAACAAGUCAGCUGCUGGGAACAUUAGUCAGCGUCUCGCCAGCUACAGUACAGCGACCAUCGUCAGAAACGAGAAACUAGUUUUGUCUGCCACUGUCUGAAAACAAAGACGUGUUGCUUCAGCAAAGUCAUUUGCAUAUGUGUCCUGUAAGAAUGGAAAGCUCAACAGGAACCAAGGGGAGCAGGGCCUAGCAAACGCAGAGGUGUCUCUUUGUAGCCGUUUAUCUUUUCAGCCUGUCACCAACAGGUCGAACAAUAAUACUGGUAAUUAGUAAUCAAGGAGACUGAUAACCAAUAUUUACUAUAGAUACUGAUAAUAAAAAUCCUGGUAUGAAAAUUUGGAAUAACACAAACUCCAACACAAAAAUGCCUUUAUUUAUAUUCCGCAUAUGUUGAAUUGAAAGAUAACUUUCCAACAUUUACCCUUCAGUGUUGAUUGGCUGUUUCUAAUGACAUGUGACCCGACACUGAGACAGUGCUGUGGGCGGGAUAUUGCUGUAUCGGAGCCAAUCGAGCACAUUUUUUAGCUAAUUUAUUUUGUUGGGCAAAUUUAAUAAUAGCCAUGCUCGAAAUAUCAGAUCCGAUAAUCUUCCAAACCCUACCUUCAGAAUCCUGUCAUGUUGUGUAAAUGAAAGCAGCACUUCUCCAAUCUGAAACAAACCAUAUAAUCCUUUGUGUAUCCUGUCAGCCCCCUGUGUUCCCUCUCAUUCAUUUCCUCUGUUUGUUUGCGUUGUGUUCGGGGGUUGGGGUGGGUGGGUGGGUGGGUGGGUUACACUGACCAGGACCACAUGAGUAUUUGCACGCCAAUCACAUGCUGUUUACAUGUAUGCAUAGUGUCGACACACACAGUUAAUCAGCUGUUUUCAGAAUCGCUGUGAGCUGAUUAACCGCCAGAUUUCUGCUUGACUUUAUUUACUUUCUCCAAACGUGUUGCAUUUAAAGGGUCUGAGAAUCUACUGAAGCACCCUGAUGUUAAAUCAGCCCUCGUAGCUGUGGCAGGAAUGACAUGGGGGAAAUCCUCUUGCUUAAAAAUACACUCUUCAAUUAAUCCACCUCCAUCUCAUUAUUGAGCAGCAUAUUGUGCGCAUGUGAACGUAGCCAGUGGCUCUCUUAAACUCCAAUAUGUGCCUCUUGAGAUUCACUGGUUGACAAGGUACUUUUCUCUCUGUCAUGCCAUUAAUGCCAUUUUCUUUUCUACUGCAUUGUAAUACUGUGCAAUGAGUUUCUUUUUGUACUCUUUCAGCUCUGACACUUUUUCUUUGAAGAGUUUCAUUCUAAAAUGACACAUCCACUGCUUUAAUUGCUAUCAGGAAACAACUUGCAAAUAUAAGAGAUCCUGGGGGGUGAUGUGAGUUUGGAAUGUGGAGAGAUUUUCUUUUUGGAAUGAAACUCUUUCUGCUUUUGUGGCUCGUAUGGGCCAAAAUUGUCUAAAUAAAUGUCCUUGAUUUGAAAAGCA